Molecule: messenger RNA, 1746 nt
Organism: Brachypodium distachyon (stiff brome)
Lineage: Eukaryota; Viridiplantae; Streptophyta; Magnoliopsida; Poales; Poaceae
Product: ankyrin-1
Exons: 13
Coding region: 101-1492 (463 amino acids)
Molecular function (GO): protein binding
Source: RefSeq, a predicted model, not a curated record
CAGUGUACUUCUCCAGACUACUAUAGGUUUCUGAACGCCGCCGCCGACCUCCGGAACCUUCUAGAACCCUUCACCCCGUCUUCUCCGCCUCCGGCUUCCCAUGGCCGACGCCGCCGCCGCCCUCUCAGCUCGGAGCAAGGUGCAAGCUUUCCUCGAGGCCGCGUGCACCGGCGACCUCGGAUCCCUCAGGAAGCAUGGCGUGGCGCUCGACGAGGAGGGGAAAGGCGCGGCCGCCGUGGCCGCCGCAGUCUGCGACGCCAACAAGCGCACGGCGCUGCACUUCGCCGCACGGGAAGGGCAGACCGAUGUCUGCGCCUUCCUCGUCAACCAGCUCGGCCUCCCCGUCGACCCCAAGGACGACGAUGGUGAGACUCCGCUCAUCCAUGCCGCGCGGCAGGGCCGCCUCGAGACCGUCAAGUACCUGCUCAAGCACGGAGCCGAUCCUUCUGUGGCGUCUAGCAGCAUGGGAGCCACAGCUCUGCAUCAUGCUGCUGGGAUAGGAAAUGUAGACCUUAUGAAGCUUUUUCUCGACAAGGGAGUCGAUGUCGAAUCUGAAAGCGACGCUGGUACACCCCUUGUUUGGGCUGCUGGUCAUGGACAAGAAGACGCUGUCAAACUUCUGCUCCAACACAAUGCUAAGCCAAACACUGAAACUGCUGAUGGUAUCACGUCGCUGUUGUCUGCUGUAGCUGCUGGUUCCCUCCCAUGUUUGGAGGUUCUAAUCCAGGCAGGUGCAAACCCCAAUGUCAUUGCUGGUGGAGCAACCCCAUUGCAUAUUGCUGCAGAUAGUGGGAAUAUGGACAUAAUCAAAUGUUUGCUUCAAGCUGGAGGUGACCCAAAUACCUCUGAUGAUGAUGGACUGAAGCCAAUACAGGUUGCUGCAUUAAGGAAUAACCUUGAAGUUGUAGAACAUCUUUUACCGUUGACCUCUCCGAUCCCAGGUGUUUCGAAUUGGACUGUUGAUGGAAUAGUAGAAUACUCAUUGUCAAAGAUGGCUGAGGAAAAGGCGCAAUUAAAAGAAGGUACAUUUGAUAAGGCAGCCAGUUUACAGAGUUCACAGCCCAUUGAGGUUUCACCCGAGGCAAAAAAGAGAUCCUUGGAAGCCAAAUCAAGAGGUGAUGAUGCCUUCAGAAGAAAAGACUACCUAGAAGCAGUUGAUGCAUAUUCGCAGGCAAUCGAGUUUGAUCCAAAUGAUGCGGUGUUGCUUUCAAACAGAAGCCUGUGUUGGCUGCGGGCAGGCCAAGGUGAGCGCGCCCUGGAGGAUGCGAGAGCAUGCCGGGAAUUGAGGCCAGACUGGGCGAAAGCUUGUUUCAGGGAAGGCGCAGCGUUGCGCCUGCUACAGAGGUUCCACGAAGCCGCGAAUGCUUUCUAUGAGGGGGUGACGCUUGACCCGGAGAACAAAGAGCUCGUGAGCGCGUUCAGGGAGGCGGUGGAUGAGGGGAGGAAGCUGCAUGGCACGGACAAUCCAACAACAACAAAUCCAACACAAUGAGAAUUGAGUUUGUGGUGUUGUUUGCAGAUUUGAUUAGGAAGUAAUUUGGCUGGGUUUUAUAUAUAGCUCCACAAGUGCUGCUGCUGCUGUAGUUUUAAGUCUCAAGUUUGAUGAUUCUUGUGAAGUCACAAAUGUACUUAAUAUUCUUUCUGGUUGUAUUGUUUUCAUGGCCUGCCCAGUCAUAGCUGUUUUCUCAAAAUUGGAGCAAGAAUGUUAUGCGAAAUCAGCAUGGAGUUUGCCGUCCAUGUCCUAGU